Ornithodoros turicata is the source of this 1771-nucleotide messenger RNA. RefSeq lists its product as uncharacterized. NCBI's taxonomy places the organism in Eukaryota, Metazoa, Arthropoda, Arachnida, Ixodida, Argasidae. The coding region runs from base 310 to 1587 and encodes 425 amino acids. The record is from RefSeq and is a predicted model, not a curated record. The transcript has a single exon. Gene Ontology annotation, molecular function: zinc ion binding; protein binding.
CGCGCGACGUUUUGACGCUGAGAAAACGUCCAAUGCGUUUCGCCCUUUACGCGUACGAAGCGUUCCGCUGCCCCUUUGGUGUUACUCAGCGAAGAAAGAAGCACCCAGUGUAUGACACGUUUCCUGUUCUUAGAGCUUCGUUUUGGACUGUGAAAUGUCUCCCAAAAGCUACCUUUUGGGACACUCUGAAGCUCUCGACUGGCGUCCCGUGCUAUUCGUAAAUCUCCCGUCAACGAUAUCGUGUGACUUGUGCGCCGUCAUUCCCGAAAAGAUCCUCAGGCUCGAAUGUUACCAUUCACUUUGUGAGGGAUGUUACCAUGGCAGCAACGCAGUCGGAGCAGCCAACGCUGUCCGCUCGACAAGCAAGGCUUUCUUGAAAGUGAAGUGGUAAUUUCACCAGUUAGAACGACGCCUCUUCAGAAGUUAGAAGUUCAGUGUUGCAACUCCAACCAUGGAUGUAGUUUCGUCGGAUCGCUGGAACGAAUGAAGUCUCACUUCUUGAAGGACUGUGAGUUUCACGUAUUAGCUUGUAAGAAGUGUUGUGCCACGGUGCUCCGUAAAGACAUAAUCACCCAUUACGUAGAAGAACAGUGCGGGGCUCAAAAUACUUUGUGUCCGAGUGAAGAUGUUUGUAUUGACAGGAGCGUCGUCGGGAUUGGAAGAGAGAUCAACGCCUCAUUGACAGAUAUAGCCGAUAAGCUCCGUGCCAUAGAAGACCAUCUAAACAGCCAUACUGUGGGCAUCGACGCCACGAAAGAGUGUGUUAUAAAUAAUGCGGGAGCACUGCGCACACUUCAAGAGGGACAAAGCGUCUCGUCUGUGACGAUGUCCAACGUUAUCACUGGCAUGCGUAAAGUUACGGAAGCAUUGUCUUCGAUUGAAGGUCAACGUAGCAACGCAGACGACGUGAAGAACCGCGUCAUUGCGUUCGGGAAGAUGCUAUCUACUAUUGCGGGAUUGCAAAAAGAUGUGGCUAAGAACGUAGUUAACUCGGAUGAUCGCUGGAAGCAAUGCGCUAGGACACUUGAAGCGAUGUCGAAACGCAUACAAGAUCUUUCGUCGUCAACCGAGGACCAGUUUAGUUGCAUGAAAGAGAUCAUCCGUGCUCCACGGGCCACCAUUGGACGUGGAACGAAUGUUGCUUUCUUUCACGUGCAAGACGUCGGCGAACAAAGGAACAAAGCAAUCGAGGAAGGGGUUGCCUGCACCCACUCUGAUGUUUUUGUGCUGUGUGGCUAUUCUGUACAGUUAGUUGCAAAGUUCGCCACAUAUGACGGUACCGUGAACAUAGGUAUCUUCCUACGUAUUUGUCGUGGCUCCAAAGACUCCCUUUUGAAAUGGCCCUUCUUGUUCUCCUACAAGCUCAUCUUGGUUCACCCCAUUGCCGACAAAAAGAACAUUGAGUAUAUUAUUGAUGUGCGAGAUAGGUUUUCUAAGUUCCCUCAAUAUUUCAAUAGACCCGCGAAAAGUUCAAAUAUGGACUUCGGCCAGUCUGGGUUGUGCAGAUUUGGAGAUGCACUGAAUGGUGGCUUUGUGCACGAGAACUCGAUUACCGUUGGUGUUAGCCUUGUCCAGAGUCGUGAGUAGUAUAUGAUUGAAGCUAUGAGACCAACGUACCAGUCUGUAUGGCUAUUAGCCGCCUUACAGUCACUGCACAAACUUCGCAACCUGAUGCAGAUGUGUCCGCAUUAAAUACCUGUAUUCAUGCAUGUAAACUGUAGUCAGAAUUCUCUAAUAAAUAGGGAAAUGUUUUUCUUUUUUUAAAACUCAA